CUGCUUCCUAAGGAAAAGGCCAGGACUCUGUUGGAGCGGGUGGCAGAGCUGACGCGAAGCUGACAUGGGCAACUUCAAGAGUGUGGGCCAGGAGCCUGGGCCGCCCUGCGGCCUGGGGCUGGGGCUGGGCCUGGGGCUGUGCGGCAAGCAGGGCCCGGCCUCUCCAGCGCCAGCGUCGGCAUCAGAACCCAGCCGGGCACCAGCAUCCCCACCUCUGCCCCCGCCAGCACCAGACCACAGGAGCGGCCUCCAGGUUGCACAGGGGGAGGCAAAAGAAAGCAGACUCCAUCCUGUGACUCCAUCCCUGGCUCCAAACAGUCCCCCGCUAACCCAGCCCCCAGAGGGGCCCAAGUUCCCUCGAGUGAAGAACUGGGAGGUGGGCAGCAUUGCCUACGACACCCUCAGCGCCCAGGCUCAGCAGGAUGGGCCCUGCACCCCAAGACGUUGCCUGGGCUCCCUCGUAUUUCCAAGGAAACUGCAGGGCCGGCCCUCCCAGUCCCCUCCGCCUCCGGAGCAGCUGCUGGGUCAGGCCAGGGACUUCAUCAACCAGUACUACAGCUCCAUCAAGAGGAGCGGCUCCCUGGCCCACGAGCAUCGGCUGCAGGAGGUGGAGGCUGAGGUGGCGGCCACAGGGACGUACCAGCUCCGGGAGAGUGAGCUGGUGUUUGGGGCCAAGCAGGCCUGGCGCAACGCCCCCCGCUGUGUGGGCCGGAUCCAGUGGGGGAAGCUGCAGGUGUUUGACGCCCGGGACUGCAGGUCUGCGCAGGAGAUGUUCACCUACAUCUGCAACCACGUCAAGUAUGCCACCAACCGGGGCAACCUCCGCUCGGCCAUCACAGUGUUCCCACAGCGCUGCCCGGGCCGCGGAGACUUCCGCAUCUGGAACAGCCAGCUGGUGCGCUACGCCGGCUACAGGCAGCAGGAUGGCUCCGUGCGGGGAGACCCCGCCAAUGUGGAGAUCACAGAGCUCUGUGUGCAGCACGGCUGGACCCCGGGAAACGGCCGUUUCGACGUGCUGCCCCUGCUGCUGCAGGCCCCCGACGAGCCGCCCGAGCUCUUCACUCUGUCCCCCGAGUUGGUCCUGGAGGUGCCCCUGGAGCACCCGACGCUGGAAUGGUUCGCGGCCCUGGGCCUGCGCUGGUACGCCCUCCCCGCGGUGUCCAACAUGUUGCUGGAAAUCGGCGGCCUGGAGUUCCCCGCGGCCCCUUUCAGCGGCUGGUACAUGAGCAGCGAGAUCGGCAUGAGGAACUUCUGCGACCCGCACCGCUACAACAUCCUGGAGGACGUGGCUGUCUGCAUGGACCUGGACACUCGCACCACCUCGUCCCUGUGGAAAGACAAGGCAGCGGUGGAGAUCAACGUGGCCGUACUGCACAGUUACCAGCUGGCCAAAGUGACCAUCGUGGACCACCACGCUGCCACAGCCUCCUUCAUGAAGCACCUGGAGAACGAGCAGAAGGCCAGGGGCGGUUGCCCUGCCGACUGGGCCUGGAUCGUGCCCCCCAUCUCAGGCAGCCUCACUCCCGUCUUCCACCAGGAAAUGGUCAACUAUUUCCUAUCCCCUGCCUUCCGCUACCAGCCAGACCCCUGGAAGGGGAGUGGAGCCAAGGGCACCGGCAUCACCAGGAAGAAGACCUUUAAGGAAGUAGCCAACGCAGUGAAGAUCUCUGCCUCACUCAUGGGCACGGUGAUGGCUAAGCGGGUGAAGGCCACCAUCCUGUAUGGCUCCGAGACCGGCCGGGCCCAGAGCUAUGCACAGCAGCUGGGGAGGCUCUUCCGGAAGGCGUUUGAUCCCCGGGUCCUGUGCAUGGAUGAGUACGACGUGGUGUCCCUCGAGCACGAGACGCUGGUGUUGGUGGUGACCAGCACAUUUGGGAAUGGGGAUCCUCCGGAGAACGGAGAGAGUUUUGCAGCCGCCCUGAUGGAGAUGUCUGGCCCCUACAACAGCUCCCCUCGGCCAGAGCAGCACAAGAGCUACAAAAUCCGCUUCAACAGUGUGUCCUGCUCCGACCCGCUGGUGUCCUCCUGGCGGCGGAAGCGGAAGGAGUCCAGUAACACAGACAGCGCGGGGGCCCUGGGCACCCUCAGGUUCUGUGUAUUCGGGCUGGGCUCCCGGGCAUACCCACACUUCUGCGCCUUCGCCCGAGCGGUGGACACAAGGCUGGAGGAGCUGGGUGGGGAGCGUCUACUGCAGCUGGGCCAAGGCGACGAGCUGUGCGGCCAGGAAGAGGCCUUCCGUGGCUGGGCCCAGGCGGCCUUCCAGGCCGCCUGUGAGACUUUCUGUGUGGGAGAGGACGCCAAGGCCGCCGCCAGGGACAUAUUCAGUCCCAAAUGCAGCUGGAAGCGCCAGCGGUACCGGUUGAGCACCCAGGCUCAGGGCCUGCAGUUGCUGCCAGGCCUGAUCCACGUGCACAGGCGGAAGAUGUUCCAGGCUACGAUCCUUUCAGUGGAAAACUUACAAAGCAGCAAAUCCACCCGGGCCACGAUCCUGGUGCGCCUGGACACUGGAGGUCAGGAGGGGCUGCAGUACCAGCCCGGGGACCACAUAGGCAUCUGUCCCCCCAACCGGCCGGGGCUGGUGGAGGCACUGCUGAGCCGCGUGGAGGACCCGCCGCCGCCCACCGAGUCCGUGGCAGUGGAGCAGCUGGAGAAGGGCAGCCCCGGUGGCCCUCCCCCCGGCUGGGUGCGGGACCCCCGGCUGCCCCCAUGCACACUGCGCCAGGCCCUCACCUUCUUCCUGGACAUCACCUCUCCGCCCAGCCCUCGCCUCCUUCGACUGCUCAGCACCCUGGCUGAAGAGCCCAGCGAACACCAGGAGCUGGAGGCCCUCAGCCAGGACCCACGGCGCUAUGAGGAGUGGAAGUGGUUCCGCUGCCCCACCCUGCUGGAGGUACUGGAGCAGUUCCCAUCCGUGGCGCUGCCUGCGCCCCUGCUCCUCACCCAGCUGCCCCUGCUCCAGCCUCGGUACUACUCUGUCAGCUCCGCACCCAGCGCCCACCCUGGAGAGAUCCACCUCACUGUGGCCGUGCUUGCAUACAGGACCCAGGAUGGGCUGGGGCCCCUGCACUAUGGGGUCUGCUCCACGUGGCUGAGCCAACUCAAGGCCGGGGACCAAGUGCCCUGCUUCAUUAGGGGGGCUCCUUCCUUCCGGCUCCCGCCCGACCCCAGCUUGCCCUGCAUCCUGGUGGGCCCAGGCACUGGCAUUGCCCCCUUCCGGGGAUUCUGGCAGGAGCGGUUGCACGACAUCGAGAACAAAGGCCUGCAGCCCGCACCCAUGACUUUGGUAUUUGGCUGUCGAUGCUCCCAACUCGACCAUCUCUACCGCGAGGAGGUGCAGGACGCCCAGCAGCGUGGGGUGUUCGGCCGCGUCCUCACCGCCUUCUCCCGGGAGCCCAACAGCCCCAAGACCUACGUGCAGGACAUCCUGAGGACCGAGCUGGCUGCUGAGGUGCACCGCGUGCUGUGUCUCGAGCGGGGCCACAUGUUUGUGUGCGGCGACGUCACCAUGGCAACCAACGUCCUGCAGACAGUGCAGCGAAUCCUGGCCACCGAGGGCGACAUGGAGUUGGACGAGGCCGGGGACGUCAUCGGCGUGCUGCGGGAUCAGCAACGCUAUCACGAGGACAUUUUCGGGCUCACACUGCGCACCCAGGAGGUGACGAGCCGCAUACGCACCCAGAGCUUUUCCUUGCAGGAGCGGCACCUGCGGGGCGCAGUGCCCUGGGCGUUCGACCUGCCAGGCCCAGACACCCCCAGCCCCUGAUAGGCCCCUGGCUUCCACUUGGGGUCGGGGGUGAGGGACUGCACUGCUGGCCGACAUGAGAAGCAGCUCAUUCCCCUGGGAGUGAGUGAUCGCCUCCUCUCUCCAGGCCCGCUCCCCUGACACGGGUCCCUGUAACCCUCCGCACUUCCCCGCAGUGGUGUUCAGGGCCUGCUGCCACCCUCCUCGUGUACUUCGGUGACCUGCAGAGUCCCCUCACCCCGCUCCGGGGUAGCUCACCUUUAAAGGCCAUCUCCAAACCAUUCAAAUAAAUAUUUAUUAUUGAAGAUUCACCAC
Molecule: messenger RNA, 4057 nt
Organism: Chinchilla lanigera (long-tailed chinchilla)
Lineage: Eukaryota; Metazoa; Chordata; Mammalia; Rodentia; Chinchillidae
Gene: Nos3
Product: nitric oxide synthase 3 (endothelial cell)
Exons: 26
Coding region: 65-3763 (1232 amino acids)
Biological process (GO): nitric oxide biosynthetic process
Molecular function (GO): calmodulin binding; NADP binding; nitric-oxide synthase activity
Source: RefSeq, a predicted model, not a curated record